Molecule: messenger RNA, 1814 nt
Organism: Lactuca sativa (garden lettuce)
Lineage: Eukaryota; Viridiplantae; Streptophyta; Magnoliopsida; Asterales; Asteraceae
Source: RefSeq, a predicted model, not a curated record
UAUAUUAAGCUUGUAACAAGUCGAACCAGGUCACAGAGUACUUGAGCAUUUUGCAGCAAAACACACGACAAAAUAUAAGAUAUGGAUUUGAGGGUGAAGGUAGGAGGUCUGGAAGAUGUGGUACUUUCAGAGCCAGUGAGUCCGACAGGGCAAUACUUCAACAGCUCGGUGCUUUCUAUUUCUAUUCUUUGUGUCUUGGAGUUUGAGAACCCAUUUGAUGACUCUACAAGCCUAGCACUCGUUAACGAUGUCUUUCUUCCCAUUAACCCUCGUUUCUCUUCCAUUAUGGUGGAAGACAAACAGGGAGGGAAGCAGUGGAAGAGAGUAGAAGUGAAUGCGGAAGACCAUAUAAGAAUCCCUUGUUUUCCUGAAGGAUUAUCAACUGAAUCAUAUGAUCAUUGUUUCAAUGAUUACCUAUCAAAAAUGGCGAAAGAUCCAUUACCACAAACAAAGCCACUAUGGGAAAUUCAUAUCAUCAAGUACCCAACAAGCAAUGCGUCUGGAAACGUUGUUUUCAAGCUUCACCAUUCACUUGGUGAUGGUUACUCUCUUAUGUGUGCUCUUCUCUCUUGUCUGCAAAGGGCAGAUAAUCCUUCUCUACCAUUAACAUUGCCAAUUUUUCGGAACUCUCUCAAGCCAGAAAAAGUUCCUAAAAGCAUAAUUAGUCGUGUGCCACAGGUACUAAGUUGUGCAGUAAACACUGUUAUGGAUUUCGGUUGGAGCGUUUUAAAGAGCAGUUUUUUGGAAGAUAGAAGGAGCCCGAUACACUCCGGCAACAAAGGGGUGGAGUUCAAUCCCAUCAAUAUAACGACAAUCACAUUCUCUCUAGAUCAAAUCAAGCAAAUUAAGUCAUGCCUUCAUGUGACAAUAAAUGAUGUAAUUUGUGGAAUCAUCUUUCUGGGGACAAGAUUAUACAUGGAUGUAACGAGUGAAGAAGCAAAAAAUGAAAGCUCAACGGCCUUAGUGUUACUUAACACAAGAUAUAUUAAUGGUUUCAAGUCUCUCAAUGAGAUGUGUCAAAAUCAGGAAUCUAAAAGUCUAUGGGGAAACAAGUUUGCUUUCUUGCAUAUUUCAUUGCCACAACUUCACCAGUAUGAUGAGUCCUUGAAACCGCUCAAAUUUGUUCAGGAAAUACAAAGUAUCAUCAAAAGGAAGAGAAACUCAGCUGCUGUAUAUCUCACUGGAAUGCUACUAGAAUCAAUGAGAAAAUAUAGAGGUCCAGAGGCAGCAGCUCAAUAUGUUCACAACACGAUAAGGAAUCCAAGCAUGGCAGUGACAAAUAUGAUCGGACCAGUUGAAAAGAUGGCACUUUCGAAUCAACCUGUUAAAGGGUUGUAUUUCAUGGUCGUCAAUUCCCCACAGCUUGGGUUUUGCAUACUGAUUCUGCAGAGUCUAGUGGUGACGAUAAUGAGCUACAUGGACCAGUUGAGGGUUACUAUAGGAGCUGAGACAGGUUUCAUAGAUCCUGUGAAGUUUCGGACUUGCACUGAGAAGGCUUUCAGCAUGAUAUUCGAUGCUGCAAUGAAGUCUAAAUGACAUGAUAGUGAUUUCAAUCGGUGAUAUUCGUGAAUUUUGUACGUCACUUCAUGAAAAGAAUGUUGAUCUUCAUUACAACUUAUCUCAUUGGAUGAGGUAGGCCUAUACAUAAAUUACAAGACGGUAAUGUUUGGAUUGUUUAUUUAUGUGAUUAUGAUGUAAUUGUCAUGUUAAUCUUGUUAUAAUAUUUAUUGUUAAAUUCUCAUAUAAAUUUCAUUGUUGUUUUUGUAAUCAAUGAUAAAUGUUUAUUUUAAUGUUUUAUUGAAAUAAUUUGGUUA